Caenorhabditis auriculariae is the source of this 1221-nucleotide messenger RNA. Lineage: Eukaryota; Metazoa; Nematoda; Chromadorea; Rhabditida; Rhabditidae. The record is from the annotation of a GenBank genome assembly.
AUGCGGGGUUCCAAGUCGCAGUGGUCGAACUCGCCGGAGACGAUCAUGUCGCACCAUUUUCGUCUGGCCCGCGGCGUCGCUCCAGUCGUCGACGUCAGUCCUCCUUUCUCCAUGUACAACAGUCCCAUUAGUCGGUACUUCACAGUUUUCUCAUUUUCAUGUUUUGGCUUCAGGCGUCCAUUACAUUCCGCCACGUAGAGCUUCCUCAGCUGAUCCGCUUCGGAAAAAAGUUUAGAACUUUAUUAUAAUUUUUUUUGAAGUUUCAAACACUUGCAUAUAAAGGUUUUUCAGCCAUUGCAAAUUCACAAAUAAGAUAAUUUGAUCAAUUUAGUUCCCGGGAAGUGUUGAAAAAUUAGUCAAACUUCUUUGAUGUGUUGAAGAAAGACAUUGGAGUUUCUCGUAAAUGAUUUAGAUUCCUUCGGCUUAAAUCCCGAGCUGUAUUUUCUAAGCCGAAUUUAGUGGAACCUACUAUUUCGUUCUGAUUACGAACUUGUCAGAUGAGUAAAUCACAACGAGAGCUGAACGAGUUUGUCAACGGAAGGACGCCGGCUCAUCUCCGCCUUCCACUGCCGUUGAGGUCGAGCUAUUCCGAUCUGAUCAAACCAAAAAUAAUCGAGUCAAGAAACUAUCAGGCUCCCAUCCACCGAAAACGUCAGGUCAGUUCCUUCCUUCACCGACUGAUUUUUUGAAUCUAAACAAAAUUUUCUAUCUUGACAUUUCAGACAAACCGUCCCCCUAAACCUGCAGAAGCAACAGGAAAGCCAACACGGAAAUCAUCCUUCCUCGAAAACGAGAAGAACGAUUUCAAGGACAGUGUCUUGACCGAGAUCAUCGCACGUGGUGUUUACAGCGACAGGUAUUUUCUUGUUUAUUUUUCAGAGUAUUUUGAUCUUUUUAUUUGUAGUUUCAUUGCUGAUGUGAUCAACGAAAAGAAAGAAAAGUUUAUCGGCCGGUUGCCUUGGGUAAUGAUUUUUUGGGUAAGAUGAAAAGUUAAAAAAAUUCCAGGAAGAGCUGGAAAAAAGCGCGAGAGCUUUGUUCAGACAGCUCGAAGUCAAAGAGGAGGCUCCCAUACGAUUAAAGUCAGUUUUAGCUACUUAGUUGGCAAUAACUUUUCUCUCUCAGAAGGUCAUCUCGAGAUCUCAAAGCAGCAUCAAUAACUUCUUCAGUUUCCACUUCUUCUUCUUCCUCUGCUUCUUCUACAACCUCAACGCCAACUUCUGA